UUAGAGCGCUGUAAGCUCGCGCCCUCGGAGGGCCAGCAGUACCCCCCGGGCUAAAGCGCUGGCGGCAGUCCGCCCUGAAGGCUGCCCCGACAUGCCCUCGUUCGUGGAGGAGCCCGCUCGCCUCUCCAAGCGGAGGCUCCGGCAGGAGCUGGCGGCGGACGGCGGGAAGGAGGCGUACACUGGGCGCUGCCGUAGGCACGUCGCCCCUAGCCCGGGCGCCGGCUUCUCAAGCGAUGAGGACGAAGGACAGGGGCCGGCGGGCGACGGCGGCGAAGAAGCCGGCAUUCAGGACGAAGGGCAGAACCAGGAGUUGGAAGUGAUGGAUGUGAGCCAGCUGACUGACACGGAGCUGAAGGCCAGGCUGCUCCAGUACGGUGUUAAUGUUGGGCCCAUCGUCGCUUCCACCAGAACUCUGUAUGAGAAAAAGCUGCGGGUAUUACUGAAGCCUGUCUCACAGCCCCCACUCAAUGGUGCUGGAUAUGCAGCCCAGUACUCUGAUGUCGAGGAGGAUGAGGAUGAUGAUGCUGAUGACGAAGAACAUGAUUAUGGCUCGGUACACGCAGGGGGCCACCUGGAGGCUGACGAGGAGCAGGACCAAGUGGGGGACAGCCCGGUGGGGCUGCGCUCUCAGGGUGACGGCAGAUACUAUCCCCAGUGUUUUUUACCCCCUUCUGGAAUGGGGGAUCCCAUCAGCCUGACACGCCGUGGUGCAGCGAGGAGCCGGGCACAGGCGUCCAGACCCCAGACUGCAUCAGUGAUGAGUCCCCGGCACGCAUCUGUAGACGAGCUCAGGUCCCCCCGUUGCGCCUUCCAGUCCUUCAGCAUCACUGAACUGGUCGAAGAGCUGGAAAGCAGGAGCCCUGACAUCAGCAAAGGGGCGACAGGCAGCAAGGACCUGAUGAAGGACAGAAACGCCACGAGCAAAUCGCCGGCCUUCAGUCCCAAACCAUCUGUGUUCAGACCUCAGUUCAAGGCAAAUGAGCCUGUGAGUGAUAUUCUGAUGGAGAUGUUUCCAGGGACAGAACGGACUCCCACUGGAAUAAGUGCCACCUGCCGCAGGCCCAUAAAAGGGGCGGCAGGGAGGCCCGUGCAGUUCAAGUACCCUGACACUCCGUCCAGCCCCGGUACUAAAGAGAGGCGGGAGCUUCAGCGCCAUCUGGUGCCGAAAUGGAUCCAGAUGCUGGUCUUUCUGUUGGUGGCCUUCCUCUUCUACCUCAUUUUCAGUGCGAUGCAGGAUGCCCUGGACAGGCCCUCCACUGUGCUGCUUGACCGUUCUGGCCACGAGGGAGAGUUGCUAGGGAAUCUGUCAUCCUUUGCCACCUCAGAGGAUCCUCCCUUGGUCGCUGGGGAGGAGUAACUUCUGCUACCUCGGUCUGGCUCUUUCUAUUGGUUUCCAUAGCAACGGAGGGAAAAAAUUUGCCAGACAAACAAACACUGGCACUCUUUUAUAAAGCUUAAUCUCCAUGUAAAGGAAAGGGGGAUCCUUCAAUUGGAUUUAUUUGUAUUUUUUUUUUUGAAUGAAAAUGAGUAAAUACUGAAUUUAAAAAUAGAUUGUUUUAUAUGAUGUCUGUGUGUGUGUGCACUUUGAGCCAGAAGCGGUUGUAUGGAAAUAGUAGAAGCCAAACUGCUGUCCGUUUACAGUCAAUUAUGCAGUCCAGUCUAGGUAAGAGGAAGCUCAAGGCGGAUGGUGUAUCAACAGCAACCACAGCCUGGCGAAAGUGAUCUUAUACAUUUUAGUCUAAGGACCUUCCACUCAUCAUUAAAGGAUUUAACUUGU
Molecule: messenger RNA, 1777 nt
Organism: Brienomyrus brachyistius
Lineage: Eukaryota; Metazoa; Chordata; Actinopteri; Osteoglossiformes; Mormyridae
Gene: lemd1
Product: LEM domain containing 1
Exons: 11
Coding region: 92-1357 (421 amino acids)
Source: RefSeq, a predicted model, not a curated record